AUGUCACCAAUUAACGAAUUUAUUCAGCAAUCAACGCGCCAAGUACGACCGAUUUUGUCUCUGAAUAAUCAGGAAGCUCGCCAGCGAGUGAUCGUUUUGUACAAAACUUGGUAUCGCCAGAUUCCACAAACGGUGCAUGAUUACGAUAUUCCAAAAACCGUGCAGCAGUGCCGAGCCAAGCUACGUGAGGAAUUCCUACGGCACCGAGAUGUGACGGAUGUUCGUGUAAUUGACAUGUUGAUUUUCAAAGGACACAUGGACCUAAAAGAGACGGUCAACCGCUGGAAGCAGAAAAGUCACCUGAUGCGAUACUGGAAGGAAUCGCAGGAACCGAAACCGACAGAUUUUCUGACAAAGUUCUAUCAGGGUCACGAGUAA
Messenger RNA from Sabethes cyaneus, 378 nucleotides. Its product is annotated as NADH dehydrogenase [ubiquinone] 1 alpha subcomplex subunit 6-like. The coding region runs from base 1 to 378 and encodes 125 amino acids. The transcript has a single exon. Gene Ontology annotation, biological process: response to oxidative stress. Lineage: Eukaryota; Metazoa; Arthropoda; Insecta; Diptera; Culicidae. The record is from RefSeq and is a predicted model, not a curated record.